AGCUUAUAUUGUCGUUGAACCCAGACCCUGCGGAAGUUGUCAUACACAAGAGAAGAAUUCAUUCUCGCUGCCGAUCUUUCACUUCGACGUAGGCGAGAGAAGUGAAAGCUGUUGUAAACGAGAAGGGAAGUUCACUCUGAUUCAGACAAGAAAAGACCCCAGGGAAAUCUCUCCGAAUAUUCUGAGAUCAUCGUUGCUCGUCAUAACAAGGUAACAGUAAUGACUCUGCAGCCGUUUACAAACGAACAGUUAAAUUACUACAAGUUCGCUUCUGUCGUGAUCAAUGAAUUUCCAAGGGUAUUACGUCAAGCUUUCAAAACUAGGUGGGACAACACCUUGAGACAUCUUCCUGGUUUCCAGCCCUGGGAUGACUCCGUUGCCGUGCGGAAUCUGUUCCUUGCCACAGAGGGUGGAUCAACUAAAGUCCCUACUAAUCUUUCGUAUGAUUCCUGGGAUUGUACUGCCUUGUUCCAAGCCACCAUCUUCGCAAAGUCCUUUUCUAUGCCAGACGGCAGAGGACAUCAGAGAACACUCAGCUAUUUGUUCGUGAGACCCCAUGGACUCCCUCCCGGAAGUUUCCAUGCUUCUGUGAUCAGCUCAACUGGGAACGAUGCUGAGUCCUUUACUUUGGCUAUCGAUCAACUGCGACUUUUACGAAAUGCGUUCUGCCACGCACCAAGCUCCGAGAUCCGAAAAGCAACAUUCGACAUGUACAUCCAACUAACCAAAGACGCGUUCCAAGCCCUUGGUGUCUCAUCCAGCUGUGUGAAUACAAUUGGAAGUUUAACUGAGGCAGAUUUCCCAAUAGAAAAAGUCCGCAAGCUCGAGGAUGAGAUCAGAAAAGAGGGUCAGGCUGAAAAUGUGUUCCUCAAAGACCGAGUAGAAAAUAAGCUGAUGGGUAUGAUGUCUGAUAUCGCAGAAGCAAACCAGGAGCGGCGGGAUGAGGCAGAACGGACAGUGACAGAGAUAAAAGAAGGGUUCCGACAGCUGAAAAUGCAAAAUGAAGAACAGAAAGAACAAACUUUGGAGUCAGUGGAAAGAGCUAUCAGGUCUCAUAAUGCGCAAUCGAAGCGAGCAAGAGAAGAAGAAACAGCACACGUAGCCAAAGAGAGGAAGGAGGACAUUCAGCUGUUGGAGAACCAGUUGCAAAGGCACAAUGAGGAAAUGAGAAAGGAGGCGUUGGAGCUUAAAGAAACUAUCAGGUCUAAAAUCGAUCAAUCAAACCAAGCAAGAGAGAAAGAUGCAGCAUCAGCAGCUCAAGAAAGAAAAGAAGAGAUUCAGGAGUUGAGGAAACAAUUGGAGUUGGCAACAUCAUCUGUACCCCAACAAGAAAUGAGUCAGGAACUUUCUGAAUUGAACCAAAAGAUUGAUGACAUCACCAUAAAGACCACGAAACAAGAGUUUAAGCCCGCUCUACCAAAAUCAAAUCUUCCCUCAAUGGUUCCUCACUUCACUGGGCGCGAGGAGGAGUGCAACGACGUCAUUGCUCACGUGACCAACGAAGCCACUCGCCUCGUUUCCAUAUGGGGCUCGCCAGGGUUCGGAAAAACGUCGACUGCAAUCGCCAUAGGACAUCGCCUCCAAGCGCAAGGCCUGCCGGUAUACUUUAUUUCGUUACGUGGCCUAAGGUUAAAGAGUGAUCUAACGUCAAGAUUUCUUGGACUGUUUACGCAUUCUGCGACAGCAUCCCAGCGUUUGACAGCAGAUGACGAACUUUGCUCAAUUUUGGCUCAAAUUGCAAAUCCCUUCGUUUUCAUCCUUGAUAAUGCCGAUGAUCUUUUUGAAAGUGGCCUUCCGAACGUCAAAGAGGAAGUUGUUGAUUUAAUUGGAGAAAUUUUCAAUUGCACCCAUAAGGUAACGUUUCUUCUUACCACAAGGGAAUCAUGUCAAUUCUUAAAUCUGCGCUUCAAAGGACACAAUGCUUUAAGAAUUAGAGAGCUGGAUGAGCAAUCCUCUUCAAAACUUGUUCAAGCACUGCUUCCAGAAGCGAGUAAGUCUGAUUGUAUAAAAGUUAGGCAGAUUUGCGGGAGUGUACCAUUGGCCAUGAAGUUGUUGUGUUCCUCCAUUUCGGGGGAUGCUACCGGAACAUCAAGUGGGUCUGUUGACAUGUUCUUGAGUACCACAUAUAAUAUUCUGGAAAUGUUGGACAACCCAGACUAUCCCAGCAAUCAGAGGUUGAAGUAUCUUUUUGACGCCUCUUUUCAGAGACUUUCCGUAAAGGAAAGAGAAGCACUGAUCUCACUUUGCAUUCUUCCCAACCACUUUGACCUACGUGUCGCAUCAGCUGUGUUAGGAAUGAAAACAAUUCAAGCUGCUAGAAUGCUGCAGAUACUCCAGCGAAAAUCCCUCAUUGAUUCGAGUACCAAAGCUGAGAAAUACUCCAUCCAUAAGCUGUUAUUGUCAUUUAUACAGGAAAAAGGGGAAAACGAAAUGAAAGAAAUGGUUCUCAACGCUAAAGUGCGUUUUUUUGAACUGCAUGUUUCCCUCUUCGAGACGCUAACAGAAAAAUUUCUCACCGGACGUUCCAUGUCGGCUUUCCUUGAGUUUUUUCAGAAAGAGGAAAGUUUCGUUCAAAGUCUAAUUGACGGUUGUCUGGAGAAAAGAACCGUAAGUAAAGUUUGCAAGGUUUUGAUUAAAGCUGAAAUGUAUCUCUGCUUUCUUUACUGGCAAGAUUAUACUAUGAUUGACAUCAUUUACGAAACAGCAAUAAAGGCAGCCAAUGAUCACAGUUGGCUUUACCCUGUCCACAAACGACUGCUUCUGUCGAAAACGUAUGGUAGCUUGGUUAUGGGCGCAGCUGCAGAGACGGAGAGGCUGCUGUCGGUGAAUAAGCAGGUUCAGUGGUCUACUGCCAUCCAAGACACAGAAUUGCAAGGAGAAUUCUUGACUUACCAAGGAUUGUACAAAAUGUUUAUCGGGAGAGUUGAAGAAGGAGUGAGACAUUUAGAAGCAGCGCUUUCGUUAAUAGAGACAACUCCAAAGCACAGAAUCCUAAAGCUCAUUAUUCUCCAAGUUCUUGCUCUUUAUCAAAAUUCCAAAAGGAACCCGUUAAAGUCACUUGACCUUUACAAAAGAGCAGUAGAUGAAUGCAAAGCAAUGGGAGACAUGGGCUUAGUAGUAAUUCCGGAGAUCGAUGAAACCAGGAGAGAAGAAGACAGGAUACAUCUAAACAAAACCAGACUGACCCAUAACCAGCCACUUCAAACCGAAGUUCUCAUUCUCGUGAGUCAAGCAGUAAAGAACAUCUCCACUGAUAAAACCAGCCAAUUCUUUAGUAAUUUACUGCUGCAAAUACUGACGGAAUCUGACUCUGCCAUACCAACUGGUGCAACUG
Molecule: messenger RNA, 3334 nt
Organism: Pocillopora verrucosa
Lineage: Eukaryota; Metazoa; Cnidaria; Anthozoa; Scleractinia; Pocilloporidae
Source: RefSeq, a predicted model, not a curated record